UUCUCUGUAUGUGAAUUUAUAGGGGAAAACAUAUUGGAAACUUCGGAGAUAGUUUUUAUCUGUCAUUUAAGAAGGCAUACUUUAGAUCAGUGAUUUUGACCUUUGUACUAGUUUGCAGCGUUCAUGUUACAUUCAACCCACCUUUAAAGAGGUUAACAGACACUUUUCCUUGGUGAGAAAAUGGACUCUUUUAAAGGACCUUGCCCUCAUCAGAGUGUUCCUGUUGAGAUGGAUGAGAGCAUGACAUCCUCCAGUCUGCACUUGGCCUGGCCUCCCUCUUGCAAACAGUGUAGUGGACAUACAGAGACCAGCAAAAGGCCGCAGGAACAUGGCUAUGAACAAGCUAGGGGGGCAGCACACAAUGUCGGCCAGUGGAGACUCCCUGAGAGCCAGUAUCAGCAUGAACCCAGAGGAGCCUGUCAUGCUGCCCCCCAACCUCACCUCACCCCCCCUACACAGUCAGGACAGAUGAAACCCCCCCUCUCUGCAGGUGCUUGGGCUCAUGAUCUCAGAGAGCAGGCACCGCUGUUUGAUUGGGCCCCCCGGGUUAACCACAGUAGAGGCCUUGCAGGCCCUUCGAACUAUCCCCAGGACCGCUCUGUGGAGGAGGCAGAAAGCUUGGAGCACCCUCUCUCGCUCAUGUCUAACAGUAACUGUACCCACUACGUCCCAGAACGAUACCCUGCAGAACGUAUGCCCGGCCCCAAUCCAAUGCCGGGGAGUUGUCUCAGACAUUGUGCGUGCUGCCCUCCAACAAAUCUGCCCCUUCACAAUAAUAAAUUUUGUCAUUUUAAGCACGAUUACCCAGCAGAUCCACACCGGCAGCCUCAGCAUCACCAACAGUCAUGGACUCCCCCCCAUAAUAGGCUGCAAUUUAAAGAUGCUCCAAAUGCCCCCCAAGAAUCUGUGCCUCAGUGUGAGAGCCCUCCUAGAGAUGUGAUGCAUGAGGUCAGCGUGGGUCGCUCCUUCCAGGCUGGUCCAGGACCAGCCACGAGGGAAAUCAGGAAGACCAUCAGCCUACCUGAGGAGUGUAGGAAUGUUUUCAUCACAUAUUCUGUGGACACAGCCAAUGAGAUGAUUCCUUUCGCCAAAUUUCUGACUGCUCAGGGGUUCAAACCAGCAAUUGACAUCUUUGAUGAUCCAGUCAAAAGAAUGGACAUCACCAAAUGGAUGGACAAAUAUUUGAACGAUAAAUCAGUGCUCAUCAUCGUGGUCAUCAGCCCCAAGUACAGGGAGGACGUGGAGGGAAACGGGGACGAUGAGCAUGGCCUGCACACCAAGUACAUUCACAAUCAGAUCCAAAAUGAGUUCAUUCAACAAGGCUGCCUAAACUUCAGACUGGUACCUGUGUUGUUUCCCAAUGCAACCAAGAGACAUGUCCCCAACUGGCUCCAGAGCACGAGGAUCUACCGCUGGCCCCAGGACACCCUGGACCUGCUGCUGCGCCUGCUCAGGGAGGAGCGCUACAUCAUCCCUCAGCGGGGGGCUGACCUCACCCUCACUGUUCGUCCCCUCUGAGAAAAACUGAAAAGGACAGACACCUGGAAAAUAAUCAAUUUAAAGAAAAUGGUUUGUUUUGUCAAAAACUCGACAUGCUGUAGGUAUGACUUUGUUUUAUAUGCCUUGAUGAGGAAUAUUAUUACUGCAGCAGAUUAGUUGUAAAGUGUAUUCCUUCUGUCGCUUGUUUUCAGAUAUAGAUCUGCUGUUUGUUCUGUUAAUUUAUGAUUCAUAACAGUGUUUCUGAUCUCACUACAUACUCUGAAUACUGUUAAAUCUUCUUCCUUGAUGAUAGCAUUUGAAAUGAGAGCCAACACAGAACACUGCCAUUAAGAAUGCAUCAUGCACACUAUAAAGCCUGGAGUGUGUCACCAGAAUAUUUAUAGACUUUGUGUUGUGUUCAAUUAGAAUUCAUUAGUACACUGACACAUUUGAAAAAGUUUUCAAUCAUAAAUUGAUUGUUUGCUCUGAUAGUGCUGAUGGGCCAGCUGUUAUAUAUUGGCAGGAGUCAUGUAUGGGGUCUGGCCAAUCAGAGCUCUCUGGUUGGACUGCAUUCAGUUUUGAGGUGCUACACUUCUUACUGAUGUUUUUUUCCUUUGGCCAUUUGCAGGCAGCGGGACAUUAACAUAUUAUCACGUGUUAGCAAACAGUUCUCUAUUUAUUUACAGCAGACACAGAACAACAUUAUCAUUCAGAGUCGUGAUUCUGGCCAGCUGACAAAUUUAAGUUUAUUAUUCACUUACCAUUUUGCUGUGUUUUGGUCUCCACCAACUCCUGAGAAAAAUAUCUGGCUCUUUAGCUGCUAAAUGCUCCACUGUGUUUCCAGCUAGCCACUAACGGUACCUGUCUGCUGCUUGGUGCUGGGAAGGUAGUGCACAGUAUCAGAGCUCUUUCACUGAAAACAGCUGCCAGUAAAGUUGUGGGCCAUUAAACCAAAACAGCGAGCUAAAAGGGUCUAAAACGCCCCAUAGACCAGAGUUGCAGAGUCAGGUGAUAAUUCACUAUGAGCGACCCCUUUCACAUUGCACACAGUCCUUUAACCCAUUGUUAAUAUGAAAAUAUUGAUUAGUGCAGCUUUAAAGAGACAUAUUUUUGAUUAAUAGCUUUUUUUAAAUUGAACGAUUUAUUAAUAGAUUAUAAUAAACACUGUAAAAGCCUAUUCUCCAGUGGAAUACUCCAGGCUCCACAGUACACCAUCUGUCUAUUUCCUCUAGAAGCCCAUGAUUAACCAGAAGGUGGCAGCAUGUCCCAAAUAAUGACAACACUGCCAGCCUUGCUUACUUCUUUAUGGCAAUAGAUCUAAUUUGCAGUCAACAUUAGUUUAUGUUAUGGAUAUAAUUUUUUUUAUUUUACUUUGGAAUAAAUGCCAUUGUUUUGACUAACCAGUGAGGAUAUCAAUUUUUACCAUUUUCAUUUUGACUGUGUUCAUUAAAAAAAAAAAAGGUGUGUACCAGGAUCAUGAGAGCAACACUGUGAUGGAAAGGAUCUGCAGACGGGGCACACAAAGCCUUACAGCAUCAACAUCCUGUCCAUAUGUUGAACACCACCUCCCCGAUAAGCCAGUGAUGUGUGGGACACGUCCAACCGCCGGCUUACAACCCUCAACUUCAUCAUUUGUGCUCAGACUAGUUCAAUUCUGUCAGCCUGUUUACCAAACCUGACAAAAAAUGAUUUGCUCACUUGCUCAUUUGCUGAGUUCCUCUCACACACACACACACUGAUGUCCAGGCUUUUAUCAGCAUCUGCAUGAGGGUGCUGUCUAUAAACAAAAUGCUGCCAGCACCAAUAAAUCCACUGUUUGUUAUUGUUCAAGGACUCGCGUGCUCGACUCUGCCUUAUCUGGUGAGUCCAAAGCAACCGGACGCAGAUAUUUCCCCAAAAGGGCUUGGAUCCCCUAUCCAUCUACCCUGCUGCUUGUAAAAUAAACUCCCCACACUGGCUCAUUCUAUGAUUUUUUCCCCCUACAUCUACAGUAUAUCCAUGACAACAAGCAUCAGUCCUGCUAAAGUGGCCUUUGGGGAUCGAAAACAACCUUGAUUCAUAUCUAAUGAGAAGUGCUGUUGUCCGAGUAUCUCCGUUUUUUGGUUUUUUUACAUUGUGGGUGAAUGGGACACAUUGACAAUGGCAGUUGUGGGGGUUGAACCUGUGAUGUAUCAGUAAAAAGCUGGUUAGUCUCACAGCCAGGUCAGCCUGCCUCCAUCACUGCAGUGCAAGUGUGGAGGAUUCAUUUCGUUGUUCCAAAUAAUGAUUAAUAAUAAAAGGAGAGGAGUCCUGGUCAGAGGACAAAUUCCCAAUUUUUCUGAAAUGAAUCAUCUCUACUGAGGGACAUGCAUGUCACUGUGUCAACACUUCACUCCAAUUUUGUAGGGUCACCAAAACACACAGAAAAGUAGCUCUCAAAAAGUAACAUAACUGUCUUUUACGGCUCAACAAAAAAAGCAUUAAAUCAAGUGUUUUGAAGCUAAACAUUUUGUAUUGUGGUUCCUAAAGUCCAAAAUGUAUCUCUAUGUAUUAUCUAAAUGUAAAUGUCUCUGCUGCUUUUAUUGUUUUUAACAACUGUAUGUCCUUUUCCAGUCUUUAAACUGCAUGCCCUACUUUGUUUUUGCUUUGAUGUAUUUUAGGAAGCCGGGGAACUACAGAUGAAAAAAGCCUCCCGGCUAAUUCUAGCAAUUUUUUUAAUUGCUUAAUUUGCACUGUCGCUUCUCUCAAAUAAACUAAACUAAAGUAAGGCUCAGGUCGUGUGUAUCCUA
This is a messenger RNA of Siniperca chuatsi (mandarin fish), 4247 nucleotides long. RefSeq names its product TRAF3 interacting protein 2a (gene traf3ip2a). The transcript is spliced from 10 exons. NCBI's taxonomy places the organism in Eukaryota, Metazoa, Chordata, Actinopteri, Centrarchiformes, Sinipercidae. The coding region runs from base 181 to 1518 and encodes 445 amino acids. Gene Ontology annotation, biological process: positive regulation of canonical NF-kappaB signal transduction; humoral immune response. The record is from RefSeq and is a predicted model, not a curated record.